Galeopterus variegatus (Sunda flying lemur) is the source of this 2021-nucleotide messenger RNA. RefSeq names its product lysosomal-associated membrane protein 1 (gene LAMP1). The transcript has 10 exons. The record is from RefSeq and is a predicted model, not a curated record. NCBI's taxonomy places the organism in Eukaryota, Metazoa, Chordata, Mammalia, Dermoptera, Cynocephalidae. Gene Ontology annotation, cellular component: membrane. Bases 1 to 1191 code for a protein of 396 amino acids.
AUGCACUCGUGCCUCGUGCAUGGCGCAUCGGCAGUGUUUGUGGUGAAGGACGGCAAUGGGACAGCGUGUAUCAUGGCCAACUUCUCAGCUACCUUCUUGAUGAACUAUGACACCAAGAACGGCUCUCAGAAUGCGACCUUUGACCUGCCGCCAAAUGCAGAGGUCCUGAAUAGCAGCUCUUGUGGUAAAGAGAAUCCUUCCGACCCCAUUCUCAUGAUUGCUUUUGAAGGAGGACAUACACUGACUCUCAAUUUUACAAGAAAUGUGACACGUUACAGAGUCCAGCUCAUGAGUUUUGUUUACAACUUGUCAGACACACACAUUUUCCACAAUGCGAGCUCCACGGGAAUCAAGACUGUGGAAUUCAUAACUGACAUCAAGGCAGACAUAGAUAAAAAAUACAGGUGUGUUAGCGGCACCCAGGUCCAUAGGAACAACGUAACUGUCACGCUCCGCGAUGCCACCAUCCAGGCAUACCUUUCAAACAACAGCUUCAGCAAGGGAGAGACACGCUGUGAGCAGGACGGGCCUUUCCCGACCACCGCGCCACCCCACCCCUCACCAUCACCGCCACCGCCUGAGAGCCCCUCUGUGGACAAGUACAAUGUGAGCGAUGUGAAUGGGACCUGCCUGCUGGCCAGCAUGGGGCUGCAGCUGAACGUCACUUAUGAGAAGAAGGACAACACGACUGUGAUAAGAGUGUUUAAUAUCAACCCAAACAAGACCUCAGCCAAUGGCAGCUGCAGCCCGCACCUGGUGACCCUGGACAUCCGGAGUGAGGACGGCACCGCCCUGCGCCUCCAGUUCGGGAUGAAUGCAACUUCCAGCCGGUUUUUCCUGCAGGGAAUCCACAUGAACACAACUCUUCCUGACGCCAGAGCCCCCACCUUUAGAGCUGGCAAUGACUCACUGAGGGUGCUGCAGGCCACUGUCGGGAAUUCCUACAAGUGUAACGCAGUGGAGCGCGUUCACGUCACAGAGGCGUUUUCCGUCAACAUAUUCAAAGUGUGGGUCCAGGCAUUCAAGGUCGAAGGUGACAAGUUUGGAUCUGUGGAAGAGUGUCUGCUGGACGAGAACAGCAUGCUGAUCCCCAUCGCCGUGGGCGGCGCCCUGGCGGGGCUGGUCCUCAUCGUCCUGAUCGCCUACCUCAUCGGCAGGAAGAGGAGUCACGCCGGCUACCAGACGAUUUAGCACUGCCACCGAGCACCGCAGCCACAGCUGCUGCGGGGUAUGCUCGUUUCCCUGGGCUUCGAGUGGUGUUGAGGGGAGGAACACUUUCUGCAAACUGUUUUUCAGAUCUGCUUCAUCAGACGUGGAGUUCAUCCUGCAACAUUUACUAUGCACAAGAGUAACUACUCAAAUGACGGUGUCAAUUUUGCUAACUGGGUUAAAUAUUUUGCUGACUGGUUAAACGUUAACAUUUACCAAAGUAGAGCUCCAAGGGAGGGUUAGAGUGCUUUUCUACAUUGGCACUGGCCCCACUAUCAUUUGACUUCUUAAGAUUCUGGUGUUUGGUUUCUUAAUUCUUUACUCAGAUUUAAGCCUUACAAAGGGAGAGUCUCUAGUCUUAACACUUAGGACAGAUAUGGUUGGCUUAAUUGUUAGGGUGACGCGCUUAAAAAAUUAAAAAUAGAGAAAGGAAAUCCAGAAGAUGAACAUCUGGACUGCUUAAAUUCAGCUGUAAAAGCCAGGGCAGGCCUGGCCCGCACAGUGGGAAGCAGGUCAGUGUUUGCAGCUACUUAAGCGUGUCCUGUGGUAUACGUGAUGCUCUGCCACUCAAGAGCUGGCACUUUUUAAAAAAUGGGUGUUAUUUUUAUUUACUUUUUUUGUAAUGUGAUUUUCAGUCUUGUUUGACAUUCAGGGUGAUCCUGUUUCUGCACUUGCAUAUAAUUACAGAUAGAUUCUCCCUCCUGAUUUAUCUGCUAUGGCUUGGGUGGGUCAUACACUGAGGGUCAGCUCACAUGUAACAUUACCAUUGCCUGUAACAGUGCUAAUAAAAAGUCUUUCUUUGUUCGUCUGGA